AUGACUUAUCCUGAAAAUGUUGGAAUAGUAGCUAUCGAGAUAUAUUUUCCAAAGAGAUGUAUUGAACAAGCAGAACUAGAGAAAUUUGAUAAAGUAUCGACUGGUAAAUAUACAAUUGGCUUAGGCCAAACUAAAAUGGGAUUUUGUGAUGACAGAGAAGCUGUCCAAAAUUUAAUUGAAAAAUACAAGAUUUCUUAUAAAGAUAUUGGUCGCGUUGAAGUUGGUACAGAGACAAUCAUUGAUAAAUCAAAAUCUGUAAAAAGCGUGCUGAUGCAGCUUUUUGUUGAUUCGGGUAAUACUGAUGUUGAAGGUAUCGAUACUAAAAAUGCUUGUUAUGGAGGUACAUCGGCACUUUUCAAUUCAUUGGAUUGGGUAGAGUCAUCAUCUUGGGAUGGACGAUAUGCUCUUGUAGUCGCUGGUGAUAUUGCUGUUUACGCAUCUGGUCCUGCACGUCCUACUGGUGGUGCAGGAUGUGUUGCUAUGCUUAUCGGUAAAGAUGCUCCAAUUGUUUUUGACAGAGAUUUGACAUCGGAAUUUCCAGUAGUAGAUGGUCAUUUAAGUAAUUCAUGUUAUCUUAAGGCUCUUGAUAUUUGUUAUAACAGAUAUAUUGACAAAUUGGAGAAAGUUGAAGAUCCUACAAUAAAAUUUUUUGAUUACGCUCUUUUCCAUUCACCAUAUUGUAAAUUGGUACAAAAAAGUUAUGCAAGAUUAUUUUAUAAUGAUUUUAAAAGAAACCCAACGCUCGAAGGUUUUGAAUCUGUUCUUCAAUUCCAAAAUAUCGAUUAUGAAGAAUCAUUAAGAUCAAAAGAACUUGAAAAGGCUCUUGUUGGAAUUAGUAAUUCAUUUUAUCAAAGUAGGGUACUACCGACUCUUUUGCUUGCUACUCAAAUUGGAAACAUGUAUUGUGCAUCUUUGUAUGGAACUCUUGUAUCUUUAUUAUCAAGUGAAGAUGUAAAAGAUUUGAUUGGUAAGCGUGUUGCAAUGUUUUCAUAUGGAUCUGGUCUAUCAUCAUCAUUUUUCUCAUUUCAAAUUAGGAAGUCUGUCAAGGAUAUUAGUGAAAAAUUGAAUAUAAAAAAUAGAUUAGACUCGAGAUUGAUAGUUCAACCUGAGAAAUUCGCUAAAGUGAUGAAUUCAAGAGAAGAAACACACGGUGAAAAGGAUUUUGAACCUAAUGGAGACAAUAGUUCGAUAGACGAAACUAUGUUUGAAGGAACUUAUUAUUUAGAAAAAAUUGAUUCGAAAUGGAGAAGGUUUUAUAAACGUAGAUAA
This is a messenger RNA of Entrophospora sp. SA101, 1269 nucleotides long. The record is from the annotation of a GenBank genome assembly. NCBI's taxonomy places the organism in Eukaryota, Fungi, Glomeromycota, Glomeromycetes, Entrophosporales, Entrophosporaceae.